Molecule: messenger RNA, 1500 nt
Organism: Diaporthe amygdali
Lineage: Eukaryota; Fungi; Ascomycota; Sordariomycetes; Diaporthales; Diaporthaceae
Exons: 2
Coding region: 1-1500 (499 amino acids)
Source: RefSeq, a predicted model, not a curated record
AUGGGCGGUAAAGUCUUCUCCUCGGGGCCUGAUCCCCUCGACACUCCUCGCAUGAGCCAGGACGUCUACAAGCAUGUCAAGAACAAAUGCACCAACGCCCUCAAGGAUUUGGGCUUCUCCCACGUGGUAUCACCCGUCGAAGCCCCGGAGAAGAAAUCUUUUGGCGAUGUCGACAUUCUCGCCUGUCUCGAAGGGACUAGGUUUCUGUCCAGCGCUCAACUUGACAACUCCACGUGGGCUGGGAUCGAAAUGGCUCUGGAUGCUAAACGCAGUCACUCCGAGAGUAGGAUUGGCCCAGCGAAGCAGCGCAUUAUUGAUAGCAAGAGCUUUGCUGUCCCCUGGCCUGCAGGUUUCGCUUUGGGUGAGGAUGUUCAGGGCUUGAACAAGACUCCGUCUGCACAAGCGAAAGAUCUCAAGACCGCAUCCGGUCGACAGUUUAUCCAGAUUGAUCUUCGCCUUUGUGAUACUCACCAGGAGUUGGAGUGGCGUAUUUUCAAGCACAAUCAUGGAGAUCUGUGGAAUAUGAUAGGCCAAACGAUCCGCCCUUUUGGUCUCACAGCUGACGAGAUUGGUCUGCACAUCCGCAUACCAGAGAUUGAGAGGCAGGACAAGAAGAAAGCUCGCGUUCUUCUAUCUAGUGAGCCGGACAAAGUGAUCGAAUUUCUUGGCCUCAUGCGACACAAGGGCGAGAAGGAGAAGCCAUUUGUUCCCGAGGAGGAAGAGCCAUUCGAUUCCGUGAAAGACCUCUUUGAGUAUGCCGCAAGUUGCAAGUGGUUCAUGUUGUGGCCUGAGAAUCCAGAAGAGAAAGCGACCACCCACGACGACACCGAAGCCAACGCCAUCAAGCAGAUCGAAGCAGAAUUGAAGAAGCUCAAGGCGAAUGAUAGGGCACGGAUGAAACAGCGCCCAGUUUUCGCUCGCUGGGUCGACGAGUUCAUACCAGCCUGCCGCGCGCAAGGCCGCUUCGUAGUCCCCAAUCCCGAGAAGCGUACCUUGGAGGAUGUCCGCAAUGAGGUCCGCGAGCUAGCCUUCAAUACCUUCCCGGGCUCGGAGGCGGAUUACAACGCCUCGCUCGCGGACUGGAACAAGGAGAAGACACGUAUCUUCGUCAAGAACAAGGUUAUCAAGGAGGACAUGUGCCUUCCCACUAACAUCACGGCGGUCCUGCCAUCUCCCCGCGAGCGCGACGGCGACACGAGCAUCAACCCACAAGACCUCGAGAAGAACUGGCGCGGCGCGCUGCGCUCGGCGCUCGCUAAGGUCAUCAUCGACGAUGACGAGACCUUUGAGGGCAUCGUGCCCCCCAGGCUCCGCGAUGCGGACGGCGUGCUUGAAGUUGACGCUGUCAAGGACUGGAUCAACCUGAACUGGGAGGAGGUCGGACGCGUGGCGUGGAGGUCAAAUUAUGCGCGUGCCGAGGAGAGCAGGAAGCGCAAGGAGGCUACUAAGGAGGCACAGGAGGGCAAGGCUACUGUCACGAUAAUAGGCGGCAAGCCGUGA